AUGCUGGCUUGCAGCGGUAUAGUCGUAGGCGGAGCUGUGUGGUCAAAAGUCUGCUCCAUUUUGGAGCAAGUUGCUACGAAAGAGUCAACACUUCCUCAGACGCAGGUCCAGACACUUUGCGCUAAACCCAAGGACUGUUUGACGAUCAUCGACGGAAAAAAGAUGCCUGAUGGAACGAUCAACAUGAUGAACAAGUUCGAAGCCCGAGCUACACCAAACAAGCGAUUGGUGACCGCCUUUGACAUUCACAACUGCUUUACAACUUCAGACAGACUAGUAUGUGAAGAAUUCAGGAAGGCGGUCGAAGAAAAGAUUUAUUUCCCGGAAGCAAAGUGGAAAGAGCUUGGAGCCAUAGCUAGAAGUAUCGUCAAGAAUGAGCUGAAUCGAUCAACGUCCGAGCUGAGUCUCUUCGAGGUCGUUCAAUCGGUCACAAUGCAGAUGGUCAUGACCGUCUUCUUCGACACCUCUGAGAUUUCCGUUCCCACCUCCUCUAUCCGCUGCCUAGCACAAGAGAUCAACGACCAGUGGCUACGAUCCAAAGACAAAACAAGUCCCGGCCAAACAGCAUCACCAGACUGGUCCUUUCACAAGCAGCAGCCACUCCGCGAAGCACUAAUAGCUGCCUUUCCAGCGUGGAACGGUUCCAAAGACACGAAUCCUCUAAAUCUCAUUCUCCCUGGCUACGAGACCCUCUGGCGAGUAGUCCUACGAUGCUUUGUCGAAGUCUCCAGCAGAAAUCAUUCAAAUUCCCCGCAAUGGCAAUCAAGCCUUGCAAAUUUCUCACUCAACCCAACCCGCAAAGAAUUAGAGAAGACCGGGCCCAUCCCUUGCAGCUCAAUGAUCGCAAAGGAAGCUCUUCGACUCUACCCUCCCACCAGACGCAUCUAUCGACAAUUCAAAGACGAGCAAGGCGACGAAUACGAAGUGGCAGCCGACGUCGAGAGCAUGCAUCGCGAUAUCGAGGUCUGGGGGAAAGAUGCGAAAGUCUUUCGACCCGAGCGUUGGUAUUCUGUUGAUCAGAAAUUUGAGGAUUGUUGUUGGCUGCCGUUUGGAGCGAAACCUUUUCGUUGUCCUGCGAAGAGAUGGCAGCUGGAAGGCGUUCUACCUUUUGGGGUGGCGAUGAUUGCUUUGCUGACUGGGGCACUGCUGGAAGGCGGUUGGGUGUGUGGUGGUGGUGGUGGGUUUCAGGAUGAUGUGAAUGAGCCGCUUGAGACGAAUCGUCAUGCUUAUAAGGAUGUUGUGCUUCGUCGACUCGGAGGGAAUGGAUUGACAACCAAAUUUGGAAAAGAGGCUCUAUGA
Pseudocercospora fijiensis CIRAD86 is the source of this 1299-nucleotide messenger RNA. RefSeq lists its product as uncharacterized. The record is from RefSeq and is a predicted model, not a curated record. Bases 1 to 1299 code for a protein of 432 amino acids. The transcript has a single exon. Gene Ontology annotation, molecular function: monooxygenase activity; oxidoreductase activity, acting on paired donors, with incorporation or reduction of molecular oxygen; iron ion binding. Lineage: Eukaryota; Fungi; Ascomycota; Dothideomycetes; Mycosphaerellales; Mycosphaerellaceae.